This is a messenger RNA of Rana temporaria (common frog), 3375 nucleotides long. RefSeq names its product zinc finger protein 665-like. The transcript has 7 exons. Gene Ontology annotation, cellular component: nucleus. The coding region runs from base 39 to 3182 and encodes 1047 amino acids. The record is from RefSeq and is a predicted model, not a curated record. Lineage: Eukaryota; Metazoa; Chordata; Amphibia; Anura; Ranidae.
AAGAAGAAGAGAGGUUGGUGAGUGGAGAUCAGCAGUCUAUGGAGGAGGGUUGUCCUCUGGAUUCCCAGAAGUCUACACAGGAAGAUCUCCAAUAUACAGAGAAUGGGAGAUCAGGAGAUCAGCAGUCUAUGGAGGAGGGGGAGAAGAUUAUGGAAAGUAAACCGGUGGAAUCUUCUCUACUUCUCAACACAAAUGGACUCUAUCUAUGGAAGUCUACUGAGGGAAAUCUUGUUGUAUCUCAAGGUUAUGUUGCAGAAGAUAAUGGAAUUGUACGAUAUUUUGUAGGAGUAAAUCCCCCUAAUUGUGAGGAACCUCCACAUACAUCCAAUGGUGAUAGUCGGGAUGUCCAUCUAAGACCUUACAGUUUGCCGACACCAACACAUCCAGCAGUGGACCCGUUAUCAUGCUCAGAGUGCGGAAAAUACUUCAUUAUGAAAUCAGGUCUUCUUCGACACCAGAGAAUUCACACGGGGGAGCGCCCUUUUUCAUGUUCAGAGUGCGGAAAAUGUUUUAUUGACAAAAAAGAGCUCCUCAGGCACCAGAUAAUUCAUACAGGGGAGGCGCGUCCUUUUUCAUGUUCAGAGUGCAGAAAAGGUUUCUUUUCGAGAAGUUCGCUGACUAUGCACCAGAGAAUUCACACGAAGGAGCGUCCUCAUUUGUGUCCAGAGUGUGGGAAAGCUUUCAUUACCCAAACUAAUCUUGCUAGACACCAGAAAAGUCACACGGGGGAGCGUCCUUAUUCGUGUUCAGAGUGUGGGAAAGCUUUUAUUCAGAAAAAUAGACUUGUUGCACACCAGAGAGUUCACACGGGGGAGCGUCCUUAUUCGUGUUCAGAGUGUGGGAAAGCUUUCAUUGAGAAAAAUAGACUUGUUGCACACCAGAGAAUUCACACGGGGGAGCGCCCUUAUUCAUGUUCAGAGUGCGGAAAAUGUUUUACUGAGAAAAAAUUGCUCCUCAUGCACCAGAGAAUUCAUACAGGGGAGCGUCCUUUUUCAUGUUCCGAGUGCGGGAAACAUUUCAUUGACAAAUCAGCCCUUCGUAAACACCAGAGAAUUCACAGUAACGAGCGCCCUUUCCUAUGUUCAGAGUGCGGGAAACGUUUCCGUCUCAAGGAAAAACUUACUACGCACCAAAAAAUUCACACCAGGGAGCAUUCUUUUUCAUGUUCAGAGUGCGGGAAAUGUUUCACUGAGGAAAGAGAUCUUAUUACACACCAGAGGAGUCAUAGCACCGAGGGUCAGAUUUCCUUGGUGUGGGCCCCAUCUGACUUUUUUAGUGAAGAACGGAAAGACAUCAAAGUUGAGCGUAAAGUGGAAGAAGAAGAGAGGUUGGUGAGUGGAGAUCAGCAGUCUAUGGAGGAGGGUUGUCCUCUGGAUUCCAAGGAUUCUACACGGGAAGAUCAGAACUAUACAGAGAAUGAUCAGAAUGAAGAACGGAAAGACAUCAAAGCCGAGCAUAAAGAGGAAGAAGAAGAGAGGUUGGUGAGUGGAGAUCAGCAGUCUAUGGAGGAGAGAGGUCCUCUGUAUUCCAAGGAAUUUCCCAAGAAAACCCCCAGUUAUAAAGUGACUGAUCAGGGUAAAGAAGUGAAUGAUAUCAAAGUUGAGGUUAAAAAGGAAGAAGAAGAAGAGAGGUUGGUGAGUGGAGAUCAGCAGUCUAUGGAGGAGGGUUGUCCUCUGGAUUCCCGGAAUUCCACCCAAGAAGAUCACAACUAUAAAGGGAAUGAUCAGGGUGAAGAACGGAAAGACAUCAAAGUUGAGGAUAAAGAGGAAGAAGAAGAGAGGUUGGUGAGUGGAGAUCAGCAGUCUAUGGAGGAGGGUUGUCCUCUGGAUUCCCAGAAGUCUACACAGGAAGAUCUCCAAUAUACAGAGAAUGGGAGAUCAGGAGAUCAGCAGUCUAUGGAGGAGGGGGAGACGAUUAUGAAAAGUAAACCGGUGGAAUCUCCUCUACUUCUCAACCCAACUGGACUCUAUCUAUGGAAGUCUACUGAGGGACAUCUUGUUGUAUCUCCAGGUUAUGUUGCAGAAGAUAAUGGAAUUGUACGAUAUUUUGUAGGAGUAAAUCCCCCUAAUUGUGAGGAACCUCCACAUACAUCCAAUGGUGAUAGUCAGGGUGUCCAUCUAAGACCUCACAGUGUGCCGACAUCAACAGAUCCAGGAGUGGACCCGUUAUCGUGCCCCGAGUGCGGGAAGAUCUUCAUUAUGAAAUCGGAGCUUCUUCGACACCAGAAAAUUCACACAGGGGAGUGCCCUUAUUCAUGUUCAGAGUGCGGAAAAUGUUUUACUGAGAAAAAAACACUCCUCAGGCACCAUAAAAGUCAUACAGGGGAGGCGCGUCCUUUUUCAUGUUCAGAGUGCGGAAAAGGCUUCUUUACGAAAAAUUUGCUGGCUAUGCACCAGAGAAUUCACACGGGGGAGCGUCCUCAUUCGUGUCCAGAGUGUGGGAAAGCUUUUAUUUCCAAAACUUCACUUGCUAGACACCAGAAAAUUCACACGGGGGAGCGUCCUCAUUCGUGUUCAGAGUGUGGGAAAGCUUUCAUUGAGAAAAAUAGACUUGUUGCACACCAGAGAGUUCACACGGGGGAGCGCCCUUAUUCAUGUACAGAGUGCGGAAAAUGUUUUACUGAGAAAAAACUGCUCCUCAGGCACCAGAGAAUUCAUACAGAGGAGCGUCCUUAUUCAUGUUCAGAGUGCGGGAAACAUUUCAAUAACAAAGCAGCCCUUCUUGAACACCAGAGUAUUCACACGGGGGAGCGUCCUCAUUCGUGUCCAGAGUGUGGGAAAGCUUUCAUUAACAAAACUAAACUUGCUAGACACCAGAAAAUUCACACGGGGGAGCGUCCUUAUCCGUGUUCAGAGUGUGGGAAAGCUUUCUUUGAGAAAAAUAGACUUGUUGAACACCAGAGAGUUCACACGGGGGAGCGCCCUUAUUCAUGUUCUGAGUGCGGAAAAUGUUUUACUGAGAAAAAACUGCUCCGCAGGCACCAGAAAAUUCAUACAGGGGAGCGUCCUUAUUCAUGUUCAGAGUGCGGGAAAAAUUUCAUUAACAAAGCAGCCCUUCGUAAACACCAGAGUAUUCACACUGGCGAGCUUCCUUUCCUAUGUUCAGAGUGCGGGAAACGUUUCCGUCUCAAGGACAAACUUGCUGCGCACCAAAAAAUUCACACCAGGGUACAUUCUUUUUAAUGUUCAGAGUGCGGGAAAUGUUUCACUGAGGAAAGAGAUCUUAUUACACACCAGAGGAGUCAUACCACCGAGGGUCAGAUUUCCUCCUAGUGAGAAAAUGUUAUUAUAACCACAUGAAGAUAUACAGUAUCUCACAAAAGUAAGUACACCCCUCACAUUUCUGUAAAUCUUUUCUUCUAUCUUUUCAUGUGAC